AUGUCCCAAUUCACGGAUCUUGACAAACUCGCAGUCUCUACCAUCAGACUUCUCGCCGUCGACCAGGUCGCGGCGGCCAACUCGGGCCACCCGGGCGCGCCGCUCGGGCUCGCCCCGGCCGCGCACGUGAUCUGGAAGCAGAUGAAGCUGAACCCCGGCGACCCCGGCUGGAUCAACCGCGACCGGUUUGUGCUUUCCAACGGCCACGCGUGUGCGCUGCUGUACGCCAUGCUGCACCUGUCGGGCUUCGACUUCAAGAUCGAGGACCUGCAACAGUUCCGCCAGCUGGGCUCCAAGUGCCCCGGCCACCCUGAGUUCGAGCUGCCGGGCGUCGAGGUCACCACCGGCCCGCUGGGCCAGGGUGUGUCCAACGCCGUCGGGCUCGCCAUCGCGCAGGCCAACUUCGCCGCCACCUACAACAAGCCGGGCUUCACGCUCAGCGACUCGUACACGUUCACGUUUUUGGGCGACGGGUGCCUGCAAGAGGGUGUGUCGUCGGAAACGUCGUCGCUCGCCGGUCACCUGCAGCUCGGCAACCUGAUCGCGCUGUACGACGACAACCAGAUCACCAUCGACGGCGCCACCAACGUCUCGUUCACCGAGGACGUGGCCAAGCGCUACGAGGCCUACGGCUGGGAAGUGCUGCACGUGGCCAACGGUAACGAGGACCUCGACGGCCUGGCCCAGGCCAUCGCCCAGGCCAAGCGCUCCAAGGACAAACCCACGCUCAUCAAGAUCACCACCACCAUCGGUUUCGGCUCGCUGCAGGCCGGCUCCCACUCCGUCCACGGCGCCCCGCUCAAGCUCGACGACGUCAAACAACUCAAGACCAACAUGGGCUUCGAUCCCGAGCGCUCGUUCGUCGUGCCCCAGGAGGUGUACGACCUGUACAACACCCAGAUCAUCCAGCCCGGCGUCCAACAGUACGAGGCCUGGACCAAGCUCGUGCAGGAGUACUCGGCCAAAUACCCAGAGCUCGGCGCGGAGGUACAACGCCGCCUCGCCGGCGACCUGCCACGUGACUGGGAGGCCGCGCUCCCCGUCUACAAGCCCGAGGACGACGCCGUGGCCACCAGAAAGCUGUCGGAAAUCGUGCUCCAGAACAUCCAGGCCACGCUGCCCGAGAUGAUCGGUGGUUCUGCGGAUCUUACGCCUUCCAACUUGACCCGUUGGAAGGAAGCCGUGGAUUUCCAGCCACCGGCCUCCGGCCUCGGCGACUACGUGGGCCGUUACAUCCGUUACGGUGUGCGUGAACACGGUAUGGGAGCCAUCAUGAACGGUAUCUCGGCCUUCGGCGCCAACUACAAGGCCUACGGCGGUACCUUUUUGAAUUUCGUGUCCUACGCCGCGGGCGCAGUCAGACUCUCGGCAUUGUCGGGACACCCUGUGAUCUGGGUUGCCACGCACGACUCCAUCGGUUUGGGUGAAGAUGGGCCUACCCACCAGCCUAUUGAGACGCUAGCACACUUCCGUGCUUUGCCAAACAUGCAGGUGUGGAGACCCGCCGACGGUAACGAGGUUUCCGCCGCCUACAAAGUCGCGUUGACCCACAAGCACACCCCCGCCAUUAUUGCGCUUUCCAGACAGAACUUGCCACAGCUACAAGGCUCUUCCAUCGAGAAGGCCAUGCGCGGUGGUUACGUCCUGCAGGACGCUGACAACGCCGACAUCACUUUGGUGUCGACCGGUUCCGAGGUGUCGUUGGCCGUUGAGGCCGCCAAGGUCUUGGCCGAAAAGAAAAUCAACGUUCGUAUCGUUUCGCUACCCGACUUCCACACCUUUGACCAACAGUCCGAGGAGUAUCAAUUGUCGGUAUUCCCCGACAACGUGCCUAUCAUGUCGAUCGAGGUGCUAGCCACAUCUGGCUGGGCCAAGUACGCACACGAAUCGUUUGGUAUCGACCAUUUCGGAGCUUCCGGUAAAGCUCCUGAAAUCUACAAGAAGUUUGAGUUCACGCCAGAAGGCGUUGCCACGAGAGCGGAAAAGACCGUUGCUUUCUACAAGAACAAGCAAGUCACCUCUCCUCUACACAAGCCAUUUUAA
Molecule: messenger RNA, 2043 nt
Organism: Lachancea nothofagi CBS 11611
Lineage: Eukaryota; Fungi; Ascomycota; Saccharomycetes; Saccharomycetales; Saccharomycetaceae
Source: the annotation of a GenBank genome assembly